This is a messenger RNA of Polypterus senegalus (gray bichir), 4965 nucleotides long. RefSeq names its product putative thiamine transporter SLC35F3. The record is from RefSeq and is a predicted model, not a curated record. The coding region runs from base 229 to 1698 and encodes 489 amino acids. NCBI's taxonomy places the organism in Eukaryota, Metazoa, Chordata, Cladistia, Polypteriformes, Polypteridae. The transcript is spliced from 9 exons. Gene Ontology annotation, cellular component: membrane.
UAAGAUAUCAGUUUUUUUUUUUUUCUUCUUCUUCUGUGUAAUAAUACUGCAUUGAUCUCCCCAAAAUCCUGGACUGGCCCUCAGCUCAGGGAAUGCUGCCACAUUGAAAAGGAACUUCAAGAGAAGCCUCUACUCUCUGCACUUCUGUAUAAUAUCGAAGGUUGGGAUUUUUUUUGUUGUUGUUGUUUUUGCUACUUUCUGUUUUUGGAAGGGACUACACUUCUCUGUAUGGGGAUUUGGGAAUUCUCUACCUCUCCCAAAGGAAAACAGAUAGAAAGGCCCGGCAUGAGACGGCUGUCAGAUCACAGCCCACGAAGACUCUCUGACAUCAGCUCACAGUUGCGUCAGCUUCGGUAUCUAACUGUUGAGGAUCCCAUCAAGGAAGAGCUGAAAUCAUCUCGUUCUUUUCUAGAUGUCAACAGUGCACUCAAUGAUUUAUCUACUGUAGAGGUGCGCAUCCUCCGAAUUACAGGGUAUUAUCGUCAUAGCCCCUGGAGCCCAGAUGCUUUUGACUUCCAGCGGGAGAAGCGCACGCAGUCCAUCUCCUUGACAACGGCUGAAGAAUCAGAAAGUAGCGAGAAUUCUUCAAAGCAAUGCUGCCAUCGGUGCCCUCUAGUGGUCCUGAGGAAGCUGGCAUGUGGUGUGGCACUGGCUUGCAGUGUGGCCGUCUCCUGGGCAGGGACCACUCACACUGCUAAGAUGACCCUCACCAGCAUCAAUGCUCCAUUUUUUUUGACCUGGUUUGCUACCACGUGGAAUGUCUUCUUUUUUCCUUUAUAUUAUUUGGGGCAUAUAUGCAAGUCUAAAAAGAGACAGACUCCUCUUAAAAGAUUCAGAGAAUGCAGCCAAUUUCUCGGUGAGGACGGUUUUACCUUACGCGUAUUCUGGAGGCGCACAGCUCCUUUCUGUCUCUUAUGGGUCCUCACCAAUUACUUCUACUUACUUGCAUUGUGGCGUAUCAGCCCAAGUGAUGCCAGUGCCAUAUUCUGUUGUAAUAAGGCAUUUGUCUUCCUUCUGUCCUGGAUUAUCCUUAAGGACCGUUUCAUGGGUGUACGGAUAGUGGCAGCCAUACUGUCCAUCACUGGGAUUGUAAUGAUGGCUUAUGCUGAUGGAUUUCACAGUGAUUCAAUCAUUGGAGUGGCACUUGCUGUGGGCUCAGCUUCCAGCUCUGCCCUCUAUAAGGUAUUAUUUAGGCUCUUGGUGGGAGAUGUGAAAUUUGGGGAAGCAGCCGUUUUCCUCACUACGCUUGGUGUUUUUAACAUCCUGCUCCUGUCAUGGAUUUGCGUCAUCUUGUAUGUCACAAAGGUGGAAUAUUGGCCUUCUGUCCAAGAUGUCCCCUGGGAACAACUCUGUAGCCUUGCUGCUCUAUUACUAGCUUUUAACUUGCUGGUAAACUUUGGAAUUGCACUAACCUACCCCACCCUUAUAUCUGUGGGCGUCUUUCUGAGUGUGCCAGUCAAUUCAGCUGUAGACUUGUGUCUACAAACAACGGAAGAGUUCAGCAAAGUCCGUCUUGCUGCAACUGGAAUUAUUGGACUAGGAUUCCUGCUUUUGUUGCUGCCUGAGGAGUGGGAUGAGACCGCCCUUCGUUGCAUUGAGAGGAUUAAGAGGGACAGACAACGAGAGGAGAGUCCAGAAGAUGGAGACGAGAGUGGAGUGGUGACACGAGGCAAAAGCAAAAUGGCAGUCCUAACUUGAGAGUUUAGUGCGAUUGUGAAUGCUUCCAUCAACAAAUCUUCCCUGGGAAUGAAGCCUGCUUUCAGCUUUAUUACCUUGGUGCCUGAUCCUGAAUGCUAGCAGAAGAAUGCAUUUUCCUCCCUUGGUGGAAUAGUUUGGCUAGUCAGUAAAUGCUCAAAUCUUUCAAAGUUGGCGGCUGAUGCUGAGAGGCCUUGAAUAAUUGUGGCUUUACAUCCAUCUUAAAUUGAACAGACAAAAAGCAUCUUUCUUUUUAUCUUGAAAACCUUGCAAAUAAUUUUGGUUGCAUAGUCUUAUCAUCUCAUCAUGUCCUAUCCUAGAAGCUUGAAGAUUUAUAAUCUAACAGUUUGCUCUUUAAAGCUCUCUUAUAUGACAACAAGGCAGACAUAUGAGGAAAAAGUGUGGACUUGCAGCAUGUGUAAAGACUGCUGUUUCAAAAUCAAAAAUUCCAAAACAAAGUUUAUUUAUUGGCAUGAAUUGCUUUACAGAUGUUCCGACUGUAGCAUAACUAACAUCUGUGCUCUGGUUAGAGGGCCAGAAAACAGAAGAGACUAAAAUUCAGACUUUAAAAAAACCCCUGCAAGACUCUGCCACCUGCAUCUUCUUCUAAUCUGGGAGAGCUGCGAUCACAAUGAUGAAUGUUUUGCGAACUUGAAUGUAUGAACACCAAUACCAAAAAGAAAAUUUCUAAGUCUUGAUCUUCAAGAAGUUCAAAUUUUAAAAUCUAUGAGCAAGAAAGAACUUUCCUCCUAGCAUGACAAAACAGAUCUGAUGUAUGACAAGUCUAUAGAAUACAUACAGAUAUUGUAUGUAAUGGGAGAAGAACUGACACAUUAUACAGACAUUACUCUUUAUUACAGUUUUAUGCAAGCACGUAUACUUUUUUUAAAAAAAUAAAUAAAUCUAAAAUAUAUGACCAUCUGCCUGUCCAUUUCUUAAAAGAUAUUUUUUUGUCUUUGGCUUAAGUAACACUAGAAUAGAACGAGCUAGAGGAACCAAAUAUGCUGGAAAGUAUAUUUGGUUAAUCCAGAAUCUACAGCUCAAAAAGAACAACCAUGACGGAUGUUAGUACAGUGUGAGAGAACAUCGAGACCUCUACUCCAUUCCUAGUUAGUGAAUGUUGUAUCCAAACUGGGGCUGAUAAUUCCUUUACUAAAUUUUUAAUAUUUCAUACUCUCACUAAAACUAUUCACUUUUCAAGGCCACAGAUUUCUUGUCAUAAAAAUAAUAUAAGAUUACAAACACUGGUCUGCAAAAAAAAAAAAAACUUUUAGAUGUCCUUUACAGAAAAUAUAAAUUACACAUGCAAUUGUUUUAAAUAUGAUUAUUAUUUACAAAAAGAAGUCACUUGGUACUUUUUCCCUCUUGUAGUCCUCUGAAGGUGCUUCAUGGUGGAAGGACAAACAGACAUCUGCUAACACAGUCUCACUCCACUUUCCACUAUGCUGUCCCUCUGUCUGAGAGAUGUCCUGGUGGACCGUCUUCCCGUGUUCAUCAGAGGGCCCCCAUGUUCUCUUUUACCUGGUCAAGACAAUAGAUGAAUCAACCCAACCUUUCUAUAAAAAACAUUUAAACUACAGCAUUCUCUCUUCUGGACAAUAAACAAUAAACAGGCAUUUUUCUAACCUUUUAAGUAUAAAUUCCUGGCUAUUGUAAAGGAAUAAGCCAAGAGAAAAAAAAUGCUGAUCAAGAACCAAAAUUACGUAGCAACACUUAAUUUUGGGUUGUUUCCACCUCAACUAAUAUUAAGACUGACAUUUUUUUCAGCUCAAAAUAUACUUCAAAUAAUAUUCCAAGCAUGAAAAAUACUUAUUUUUAAAAAACUUAAUUAUUUUCUAAAUGGUGUUUUUCAAUAAAUCCUAAAUCUUGCAGAAAUCUUACAGAAACAGCACAUCUAAAUGAUUUUUUUGAUGCAGACCAGUAAAACUUAAAUAUUUUAACUAGAACUGAAGACGGAAUUACUUCAAUUUAAAUAGUUUUGCAAAAAAAAAAAAAAAAUCUUCCAAGUUAUAUUCAAUUAAAAAAGCAUCACAUUGAAAUUGCCCAGCAAUUUUUUUUCACUUUUUUAUUUAUUUACAAACUUUCCCUUAUUGUAAAAUGCAUAUGUAUUAAGACUUGAAAUGUGGGGAGAGGAGGCCUAUUUUUUCUACCCCAUUUAGUUAAAUUAAUAUUAGACGAGGACAUUUUCUGUAAUUUCCUUUUUAAUACCAUGUAAAAAAAAAACCCAAAAACCGGGAAAGAGCCCAUGUCUGUAUUUUUCAAGGCUGUAUAAAAAAAAAAUAAGAGAACUGGAUAAUGUCAUGCAAAAAGAAGAAUUUAAAGACAGGGGAUAAUAUUUUAAAUUCUACCACUUCAAAUAUAAAGAAGAUUAGGUUGCUUAAUUUACUCAGUUUGUAUAUGUCUGUGUUAUUAGAAUAUGAAAUAUAUCCCAGGAUGGACAAUAUUCCUUAAUGCCAGGCAUUAACAAACACAUCAUUUUAUGUUUCCAAUUUCAAUUUUAUUUCUAGCUGUUCCAGUAAAGUUUUUUUUUUUUAAAUAAAUGCUAAAAUUCUAUCUUGUUAAAUUAAAAAAAUAUGGACAUUAGAGCAUUGUGCAUGAGCAUUUUAUUCCUGGCUCAUGAAAGCAUCCUGCAUGUUUGCUUGCCAAAGGUCCACAAUCUAUUUAGAGACUUUAAAUGCUGACGAUUGACUCUUUAACCAGUAAGUCCUGACCUGAUGGAUCACACUGCAGAUAAGCAAACCAAAAGCAAUAUCUCUGUGAAGUUUUACCAGGCUGCAACACACUUCUUUACCAAGACAUAUGUGUCGCUUACAGACUGGCAUGUUUGCCAAGCUAUUGGCUUCCAAAGCACUUCUUAUUAACUAGCAUAACCUUAAAAAAGAUUUCAGAUAAUUAUUUCCCAGGCUUUUUUAUGAUUUUAAAAUGUAUUUUAAUGUAAAGCUCUAAUAUAAUGAUUGCAAUACAAGUCUUUCUAUUGUCAUAUUAAACCAAAUUGUUGUAUUAAUAGGCAUGUACAUAAUUUGUAAAUAUCUUUUACAAUAAAACUUUACUGACAUUUUGUAUAUGAUCACCUUUCUUCAUCCAUAUUUAUAUACUUUUUCAAGUAAUCAAAUCUUUCUUUUCUCUGGUUGGAUAUAUGACAAGCCAAUCUAACAUGUAAAAAUACUAGAAAUUAAGUCAUUUUAAACAGAAUUAUAAAAAAGUUAUAAAGCAUACAAAGAUACCCCCAAUGUUCUGCGGAAUUAAAAUUAUUGCACAGUGGUGCAGAGA